Molecule: messenger RNA, 1195 nt
Organism: Poeciliopsis prolifica (blackstripe livebearer)
Lineage: Eukaryota; Metazoa; Chordata; Actinopteri; Cyprinodontiformes; Poeciliidae
Exons: 3
Coding region: 70-1053 (327 amino acids)
Source: RefSeq, a predicted model, not a curated record
CACCGCAGCGUACAUGCAGAGCAGGCAGUUUCUGAGGAGUUGGGCUGCUUUUGCUUUGACUGAAGAGGCAUGAAAAUGACUUGUGGACUUGGUUUUGGGAUCUUGCUGAUUUGCUUCGUUCAAGCAGAACUUGCGGGGUGUUAUUGGAUUCAGGAAGCACAUAGACCCCAGAACAGCAACACAAACUCUGGCUUUCCUCCACCAGAUGGCAUACUGAGAAAAUCCACCAACAAUUUCCCCAACCUACCCAAACCAGACUUCUUCCCUCCUCCCUCAGUCCAGGUCCAGACCAAUAGUUACAACACUAAGCCUGCAGUGAAAAGUGAUUACGAUAGGAAGCCCUCCACCGGAGGCCCAACGCAGACCCACUCUCAACCGGUUCAAAGGUCAAGGAGGCUGGUGAAGAACAUUGUUCGGUCAAAACCCAAGAGCCAGAGCACUUUGGGUUCUCAGCAGAGUCCAAGGGUAAGCCAAAGGGAAGGCUACUCCUCCAGGCCAGCUUCCUACAGGGACCCUUCCUUUCAUGGGCAAAAGGUCUCAUCUGCCACCUUGUUCAGUCCGGUUGGUCCUGGUCCACGUAGUUCUAUUCGGAUGCAGACAUUUGCUCGGGGCCGUGCAAGAAAAGUCCCAUCAGGCCUUGCAUCUCAGGGUGCCAACAUCAAGAGUGUCUUGCCUCACGCUGCAGCUGGGAGGUCUUAUCCCAGCCCACAGUUCGCUCUAAAGACUGGAGGCUACAGGCCAAGGAGUCGCCUCAGUGGCCUGGCUGGUCCCACAAGUGGCAGAGAGGGAGAGUCUGCUCUGGGGUUUGCUCCAGUGAUGGUGUAUAACCUUCCAGAAGCCUUCGGCGGCUCAGCCAUCAGACGGCUGAAGAGACCUAUGGAGCAGGAGACGGUACCUGACCAGAAGCCAGAGUUUCUGGACAGGUACACACCUCCACAGAGGGUACCACUUUACAAACCUGAACGAACAAACAGGCAUUCAGGAUAUGACUGGAGCAGGAUGAAGCAGAACAAAGAGCCAGUCUGGUCCCCAUAUUGGAUCACCACACCAUGACCUCAGAGGGCAACGGCAUCCAAUCCUGACCUCCCCAGUGUUCAUUCAGCCUCCAUUCAGGUCAAGCUCCCCUAUAGACCCGAAAUCUAGUGUCUUUAAUUUCAAAAAUACUGUACUGAAAUAAAACAACAGUUUUUUUUAA